This is a messenger RNA of Ceutorhynchus assimilis (cabbage seed weevil), 1600 nucleotides long. Lineage: Eukaryota; Metazoa; Arthropoda; Insecta; Coleoptera; Curculionidae. The record is from the annotation of a GenBank genome assembly.
UUCCUCCUUCCUCCUACUGCCUGUUUUUUUGUGUAUUUUAAUUUGUGGAUAGUCAUCAUUUCUUUUUUUGGACUUUUUUCAACUUUUUACCUUUGUACGAAUUGUACCUUGUGUGAACGAACUAGUUAGAGUGUGGAUGUAAUUUUGGUCAUUUUUGGUGACCAUCCUGCUCUAUCAAAAUCGCUAAGUAUUGUUCUCACUAAAAACGAAAAAGAAGACAAAUUAAAAAUAGUCAAUAUGCCAGCUGGAGGUGCAUUAUUUGGGAGUGCUGCUACAGGCCCUGGUUCAACAGGUGGCAAUAAGCAUUUGGUGGAAACAAGAGCUGGAAAAAUGAAUUUGAAAAAUAAAAUGGUGAAUCCUGAUAAAAGGAAGGGGCUCCUUUAUGUGUACCAGAGUGAAGAUUCAUUGAUGCAUUUUUGCUGGCAAGAUCGUACUACAGGCGUUGUGGAAGAUGAUCUGAUCAUUUUCCCUGACGACUGUGAGUAUGUAAAGGUGCCUCAGUGUACCACUGGACGCGUCUACAUGCUGAAAUUCAAAUCCUCAAACAGAAAAUUCUUCUUCUGGCUUCAAGAACCCAAGACCGACAAAGACGAAGAUAACUGCAAAAGGAUUAACGAAUUGCUUAAUAAUCCGUCCAGUGCUGUUCAGUCCUCAUUAGAGAGACCAGACCAGGAUUUACAAGCACUUUUGAGCAGUAUGUCUCAGUCCCAACUGAUGCAACUGUUUGGUGGUGCUGGGCAAAUGAGUGGUCUGUCUAGUCUUUUGGGAAUGAGGCACGUUGGUUCAAGAAACACCACUCCAGCAAUAACUCAUCGAACCCCCACUGCAACUACUCCAACAACCAACACAACAAGUCAGAAUAAUGCUCCUGCCGUUCAAGCAACUCCACCAAAUGCCAGUAUACCUGUAACUACUCCAUCUGCCCCAAGAGCCAACCGCAAUACUACUGUUGGAACUGAACCUGAGACUAGAUCGAUUCAAUUAGUAGACUUGCAGAACUUUUUGCAAGGGAUCGCCCCUCCUAAUUCAACAGGACAACAGCCAGCACCAGCACAGGCACAGCAACAAUCAGUUGAUUUGUCUGCUGCUUUAACUGGAGAGGCUUUAUCAACUAUUAUAAACAAUCCUGAUGCUCUACAACAACUGCAAGAGCAUUUGCCAUCAAUUGAUAACAAUACUCAGGAGAGUUUAAGGUCUACCUUGGCUUCACCACAGUUCCAACAGGCUGUCUCCCAGUUUUCCAGCGCUCUAGAGUCUGGUCAACUAGGCCCAGUCGUCUCUCAGCUGGCUGUUAAUCCCGACGCGGUGGCUGCUGCCGCAUCUGGCAAUAUGCAGGACUUUGUUAAAGCUUUAGAAAAGUCAUCUGCAGAUGCCGCCAAAGACAAGGAUAAAAAUAAGGAGGCCAAGAAGGAUACUAAAAAAGAUGACGAUGAUGAAGAAAUGCAGUUGGAUUAGGCUAAUUCAUGAGUGGUUUAUAUAAUUAUGUAGUAAUGUAAUCGAUUAUUUUGCCUUGAAUGUUUAAAAUGUAUAUGCGUAAUAAAGGAAGUUUUAUUUCACUAAAAUAAAUUAGCAAUAAUAGUCACGGAUUCACUAAAACUCU